Messenger RNA from Dictyostelium discoideum AX4, 4785 nucleotides. RefSeq lists its product as hypothetical. Gene Ontology annotation, molecular function: RNA polymerase II transcription regulatory region sequence-specific DNA binding. The record is from RefSeq and is a predicted model, not a curated record. The transcript is spliced from 3 exons. Gene Ontology annotation, cellular component: nucleus. The coding region runs from base 1 to 4785 and encodes 1594 amino acids. Lineage: Eukaryota; Evosea; Eumycetozoa; Dictyosteliales; Dictyosteliaceae.
AUGAAUUCCCUGGGCGAUAAUAAUAAUAAUAGCGAUGAUAUUAAAUUAGAUUCUAAAAAAUCAACCACGGCUUCUAAUAAUAAUCAUUCACCUAUAAAUAAUUCAAACUUUGAUAGUAGUAAUAUAAAUAUGACUACUAGCUCAAUUAAUAAUGUAAAUAGUCUAAGCUUAUCUUCUUCAUCAAUAAAUUCUUUAAAUAAGAUUGCUGGUGCCAUUGGUGUUGGUCUCGAUCAAUUAUUAAUGGCAUUAUCAAAUACAAAACAACAACAACAAGCACAACAACAACAAUCAAUACAACAACAACAAUCAUUACCACCACAACCACCAGUACAACAACAACAAUCAUUACAACAACAAAUAAAUUCAAUACCAUCACCACAUUAUCAAAAUCAUUUAAUUGAUACAUUAGGUGGUAUAAUUUCACAUAAUGUAGUUGAUAAUAAUAAUAAUAAUACCAAUAAUAAUAAUACAAAUAAUAAUAAUACAAAUAGUAACACCACAGUUAGUAAUGCACCAUCAACAACUAGUAGUAGUGGAUCAGCAUUUACUAAUCCAAGUUUUUUAUUUGGAUUCGAUCAAGACCCAAAUGCCAAUAGUAUUACAUUACAACCAGAUUUCUUGUACGCCUUACAAAGUAGCUUGCCACAACAAUCUUAUUUGAAUACCUCUUUGUCAUCAUUACUCGGUAACACUUCUACAUUAAAUGGUUUAAAUUUAAAUCAACAAUUACAUCAUAUACAUUUACCACAAACUACACCACAUAAUAAUCAUAUGAAUUUACAAAAUAUACAACAUUUAAUUAAUAGUUACAAUCACAAUCAUAAUCAUAAUCAUAAUCACAAUCAUAAUCAUAAUACACAUAAUAAUCAUCAUUUAUUAUCGAGUAUUCAUAAUUUAAAUAAUAAUAAUAAUAAUAAUAAUAAUAAUAAUAAUAGUAAUAAUAAUAAUAACAAUAAUAGUAGUUUAAGUAUUCAUAGUUUAAAUAAUAGUAAUGGUAUUAAUAAUCAUACACAUAAUUUAAAUAAUAAUAAUAAUAAUAAUAAUAACAAUAAUGAUGAAUCACAAUCACAUCAAGCUAUUGUUUGUAAAUGGAAUGGUUGUGAAUGUAAUUUCUAUGCAAUCUCUGAAUUUUGGAUUCAUUUUAGAAAUGAUCAUUUCAAGGAUAAACCAACUAUUAAUAUUAGAAAUAGUAAUGGUACAAGUAGUACUUUUACAACUUGUGAUUGGGAUUACUGUGGUGUUGUUUUAAAAGAUUUCCAAAGUUUAACAAGCCAUAUUAAAUUUAAUCAUCUUUUAGAUCCAUAUGAUCCAAUUAGUAACAAUAGAACUCUCUCUAGAAGAAAGAAGAUAAAUGUACCAAUUAAAACACAACCACCAAUCGGCUAUAAUAAUAAUAAUAAUAAUAAUAAUAAUAAUAAUAAUAAUAAUAAUAAUGGUAGUAAUAAUAAUAAUAAUAAUAGUUUUAUUAAAUCUGUUGAUGAAUCGAUUUAUUCUCAUUUAUUUAAAGAGAUGACAUCGAAUCCAAAUAUGAUGAAUAAAGUUAAUAAUAAUAAUAAUGAUAGUGUUAAUAAUAAUGGUACUCCAAAUAGUUUCUUUAGUGAUGAUUUUGACCAAUAUUGGGAUUCAACAUCCCAAAAGUCAAAAUCAUCUAAUAUUUCUAAUAAUACUACUUCUUUAGUAGGUGAUGAUAGACUAUAUAAGAAACAAAAAUUGUAUAAUGAUCAACAACAACAUAAUCAUAAUAAUCAUAAUCACCACCACCAACAACAACAACAACAUAAUAUGCAUAACAUGCAACAACAACAACAACAACAACAACAACAACAACAACAACAACAAUAUAUUGACCAAGAAUAUAUGAGUAGCAGUGAUGUUGAUUCAUCACCAUCUCCAUCAAAUAUUUUUGGUGAUCAAUCACAACCACAAUUACCACCACCACUUUCAUCACAAGCUGUACCAGAGAAGCCAGUCAAAAGAACUAGUAAAAGUAAAAAGAAUGAAGAUACUAAACCAACUAAUAUUAAUAAACCAAUUACAACUACUACAACUACUACCACCACUCCUACUACAAAUGCACCAUCAUCACCAUCAAAACAACAACUACAACAACAACAAAAUACUACUGAUAUUCAACAAUCACAACAAUCACAACAAAUAACAACUGUAAAUAGAAAACCACGUAAAAGAAAAUCAUCAGAUCCUCCAGGACCAUUCGAAUGUAAAUGGAGUGAUUGCAAUUUAGGAGCUAUCUUUGAAAAGUUAUCAGACUUGGGCGAACAUAUCGCUGAUCAUGUAAAGAAACAAAGAGGUAAAAAGAGUGAAUCCUAUUGUGAAUGGGUUGGAUGUAACCGUGCCGAUAAACCAUUAAAAAGUGCAUACAACUUAAUUCAUCACAUUCGUUAUAAACAUACCGGUGAAAAACCAUUCCAUUGUGAUUAUGCUGAUUGUGAUAGCCGUUUCGUUCAAUUAUCCGAUCUUAAUGAACACAAAAGAAAUAUUCAUAAAUUUGAAGAUGGUUAUGUAAAAAAGAAAAGAAAUUCUAAGAAAUCUGAUCAAUCCGAUGAUAUUCAAUUAAUUAAUAAUAAUAAUAAUAAUUUAAAUAAUAAUUUUGAUAAUAAUAAUAAUAAUAAUAAUAACAACAAUAAUAAUAAUAAUAAUAAUAAUAAUAAUAAUAACAAUAACAAUAAUAAUAAUAAUAAUAAUAACAAUAAUAAUAACAAUAAUAAUAUGAAUAUGAAUAUGAAUAAUAAUAAUAAUAAUAAUAACAACAAUAAUAAUAAUAAUAAUAAUAAUAGUAAUGAAGUUAAAUAUCCACCACAACAACAAAAUCAACAACCACAACAACAUCAACCACAAAACCAACAACAACAACAUCAACCACAACAACAAAAUCAACAACCACCACAAAAUCAACAACAACAACAAGAAGAUAAAAAUAAUAAAAAGAAAUUAACUACAACACCAGUAAUUUUAGCAAAUAAUAAGGUUCCACAAAGUCCAAAGACAACUUUCAAAUCACCAAAUUUACCAUUUUCACAAUUCCAUGAAAAUAAUAAUAAUAAUAAUAAUAGUAAUAAUAAUAACAAUAAUAAUAAUAACAAUAAUAAUAAUAAUAACAAUAAUAAUAAUAAUAAUAAUAAUAAUAAUAAUAAUAAUAAUAAUAAUAAUGGUGAUCAAUCAAUGGGUAAUGAUGAAGAUGAUGAAAAUUCUAAUCCAGCUGAUAGUAAUAGUGAUGAAAUUCAAGUAGAAUAUGAAGUUGCUGACUCUAAUAACAAUAAUUAUCCAAAUUAUCAUACCAAUCAAAUCGCUGAUAAUGGUAAUAGCAAUGACGAAGGUGAAGAUGAUGAUGAUGAUGACAAUGAGGAUGAUUCAAAGAAUAAUAAUAAUAAUAAUAAUAAUAAUAACAAUAAUAAUAAUAAGAAUAAUCAUAGUGUCACAUCACCAGCAUCAUUCUCAUCAAUUCAUAAUCAUCCAUUAAUGAAUAUUCAUCAACAUGGUACACCACCACUUUAUUUCUCAACACCAAAGCAAGCUUUCCAUGAAGCUGAUAGUCCAGCACAAGUUGAUUUCGUACCACAUACUCCAUCACAACUUUCUGGUAAUACUACAUCAUCAUCAUCAACUCAAACACCACAUACACCAACAACCACAACUACAACUACAACCACUACCACAACAACUACAACAACUAGUUCAUCAAAUUCUGGUUCAACACCAGCUGUUGCAAGUAGCAGUAAUGUAUUAUUUCCAUCCAACCAUUUCCCAGCAAGUCCAAUUCAAGAUCUUAAAUUAUAUCACUCACCAAUGUUACCAUUCCCAUCACCAAUGGGUACUGAAUUAGGUAAUGAUUCAUUACAUCAACCACCUGAUUCACCACAAAUUACCAUUUCAUCUGGUAAAGUUGUUUUAAGAUUUAAUAAAAAUGUAAAUAAUACCAACACCAACAACAAUAGCAAUAACAAUAUUAGUGCUGAUAAUGACAAUACUGUAAAUAAUAAUAAUAAUAAUAAUAACAACAAUAGUAGUAAUAAUAAUAAUAAUAACUCUUCAAAUAUGUCAGAACCAUCACCAAUUUCAGCAUUUUUUCAUCAACCAUCCACUCCAUCAAAAACAUUUAGAAUGUUUGAUAAAACACCAUCAAGUCCAUCAACACCAUUAGGUUUCGAUAAAUUAACUCUUCCAUCGAUUUAUUCCUCUUUAGAAAAUAUUUCUCUUAACCCUUCAAAUAUUAUGAAUCAUACUUCAACUUCACUUUCAAUCUCUAAACAACAAAAAUUAAAAGAAUCUGAUUCUGAUAAAAAAGAAAAGAAUGAUGAAUCUUCUUCAACCGGAGUUCCAAUUGUUAAACAAGAAGUCACUGAAGAAAAACAACAAGAAUUAAAACAACAAGAAUUAAAACAACAAGAAUUAAAACAACAAGAAUUAAAACAACAACAACAAGAGAAAGAAGAAAAAGAAAAAGAAAAAGAAAAAGAAAAAGAAAAACAACAACAAGAAGAAAAAGAAAAAGAAAAAGUACCAAUUGUUGAAGAAAAAGAACCAGAAAAACCAAAACAAUAUUAUAGUUUACCACCAGUUGAACCAAAAUUAAAAGUUACCAAAAAAUUAUCAAUGGGUUUCAUUGCAGAAGAAGAUGGUACUAUUAGAUUUGGUGAAUCUGAUGAAGAAUACUAUGAAGAAGAUGAUGAUAAUAAUGAUGAUCAAGAUGAAUCUCAACAAGAUGAAUUACAAAGUGAACAAGAUGUUGAUUUAGAUAACUCAACUACUGCUAUUACUUCUAUUUAA